Molecule: messenger RNA, 2107 nt
Organism: Ilex paraguariensis (yerba mate)
Lineage: Eukaryota; Viridiplantae; Streptophyta; Magnoliopsida; Aquifoliales; Aquifoliaceae
Source: the annotation of a GenBank genome assembly
CACCGCUGCUCCCCCAUCUCUCUCUCUCCUAUCAUCCUCUUUCUCUCUAAGCUCACUCUCCCGGUUCACUCCUUUGAUACAAGUAAAGGAAAAUGGAGGACCAAUAUGGAAUGGAAGAUCUGAGGCAGUACAUGAACGGGAGGCCACUUUUUCCGGCAAUCCAACCACCGGCAGACCUAUUAUCAGGCCACCGGAGUCUCACACAAGCGCAGCACUAUGAGAUGGUGAUGGUGGGUCGUCAGGUAAGUGACAUAGUUGUGCCUCGUGGGCUGCAUGAGUUUCGUUCUGAUUCAACCGCUAUAGGCAGUACUAGUACUACUAGUGCCACGGGUGCUACUUCCACUGCUAGUCUGAGUGGGUUAGAGAUGGAGAUAGGAGGCCUUGGUGGUGAUGGCGGAACUGGAAGAUGGCCCCGGCAAGAGACUCUUACUCUUCUUGAGAUCAGAUCAAGGCUUGAUUCUAAGUUCAAGGAGGCUAAUCAAAAGGGUCCCUUGUGGGAUGAAGUCUCUAGGAUAAUGUCUGAGGAACAUGGGUAUCAAAGGAGUGGUAAAAAAUGCAGAGAAAAAUUUGAAAAUCUGUACAAGUACUACAAGAAGACUAAGGAAGGUAAAGCUGGAAGACAAGAUGGUAAACACUAUAGGUUCUUUCGCCAGCUUGAAGCUCUCUAUGGUGAAACCAGCAAUCAAACCUCAGUCUCAGAAACCCAUCUUGUUGGUGGUAGUUUUCGAUACAAUGCCUCAAGCAACAACACAAAACAACCAAAUCAACAAGCAUAUCUUCAACCUCCAAAGAUCUCUGAAAGCCUUAGCCUCUCUAAUUCCUCAGGAUUUGAUACUUCUUCUUCCGAGGACAGUGAUCUUAAUGGAUCUGCAAUGAUGGACAAUGACUCCACGGAAAAGAGAAAGAAAAGGAGAGGUAAAAGGAGCUGGAAGGCAAAGAUAAGAGAAUUUAUCGAUGCCCAAAUGAGGAAGCUGAUUGAGAAACAAGAGGCUUGGUUGGAGAAGAUGGUGAAGACAAUUGAACACAAGGAACAAGAGAGGAUGAUGAGAGAAGAAGAGUGGAGGAAACAAGAAGCAGCUAGGAUAGAUAGAGAGCACAAGUUCUGGGCUAACGAGAGAGCAUGGAUUGAAGCUCGAGACGCCUCAUUUAUGGAAGCUUUGCAGAAGCUAAGUGGAAAAGAAUUGAAGGGUUCAUCUCCAGAGGAGCUAAUGCUGGCUGAGCUUCGAAGUCUUGGUGAAAAUCAGAAUGAGAAUGGAAGUGCAGCAAUUACGAGCACUUUGAAAGGUGAUAGUUGGCCAGAAAGUGAGAUUACAAGGCUAAUCCAAUUGAGAAACAGCAUGGAACAAAGGUUUCAGCAAAGUGGGUGUUCAGAAGAGGUUAUGUGGGAGGAGAUAGCUGCCAAGAUGGCUUGUUUAGGGCAUGAUAGGAGCCCUUCAAUGUGCAAAAACAAGUGGGAUAGUGUCAACAAUUAUCUGGUGAAAUGUAGCAAGAAAAGAAAGGACAAUUCAAGAAGCUGUUGCUACUUUCAGAACAAUGACUCCAUAUACAAUCAAGGAGGAACAUAUUGCGAAACCAAUGAACAAGAUCUGGAAACAGCACGACUUGCACACAAUGAUCACGGUGCUUCACCUCCCAAUGCUAGCGUUCGCAAUCCGAUGCAUGAUACCGGUUUUAGGUUCUUAAUGGGGGAUACAGAGAAUUUGUGGGAAAAUUAUGGUUUGAAGCUCAGCAAGGAAGAGAACCACUAAAUUGAAUAAAAAGUUUGUUUCAAUUGUUCAUAUCAGUUGAAAGGGGUUUAGAAGAGGAGGUGGCUGACUCUAUUUGUUGGCAGGUAUGGAUUUUACAGAACUGGCAUUCUAAUUUCUAAGGUGGUGAGAUUUGGGACUUGUGUGUUUAUGCAAGUCUUAGUGUAUCUAACUGAUGGGGUAUAUAUGUGUAGGUUGGACGUUUAAUGGUUCUUAGGAGAUGGGCAAUUUGGGAAUUUUUUUUUGUUACAUUAUUUUUAUUGAAUUUUUAUGUCAAGAGAUGUUCUUAGUGGUGCUCCCCAUGUUGGUAUUCAUCUUCUUUUGUAAUAUGUUGCUUUUUUUGUGACAAAUUCUCCUUUCUG